Molecule: messenger RNA, 2303 nt
Organism: Microdochium trichocladiopsis
Lineage: Eukaryota; Fungi; Ascomycota; Sordariomycetes; Xylariales; Microdochiaceae
Exons: 1
Coding region: 4-2223 (739 amino acids)
Source: RefSeq, a predicted model, not a curated record
GCGAUGGAGAACAGUAGCGAUGGACCACUACGCGUGCCUGGAAUGGGAGACAUUCCUCUGGAUAAGGGGCUCCCCAUCACGGACCGUUUCGCGCACGGCUUUUGCGAAUGGGAGCAAGUCCCCACAGUAACCCAGCGCGAGUUCACCAUGGUGGCCGUCAUGAACGACCUCACAGACAAGCCGGACUGGCAGACCGGGAUAUUUCGACAAGAGAGAGUGGACCACUGGCGUGGCGACAUCUUCGCUGCGAGACCUCUGAUGAGCGACCGGGCCUGGGAAUGGUGUGUGUCGGAGCUGCGCGACAAGGCGGGCUACUACAGCACACAUGGAUUUAUUCACGUCCUGGACACUGGCUCGCGUGUUUGCAAGUCGGACGCCUUAGUUUCGCCAAAGCUACUCGCCGAGAUCCGAGGAGCAUGUCAGUCAUUGUUGCCGACGCAGGCUGAGGGGCAGAGCUGCACGAACGGCGUCGUCUCACUGAUUGAUCCGUCAUUAUAUCCCUUGGUUUGGGGAAGGAGUCUAAUCAGAGACGAUGGCGGUCAUUCCACGGUCACACAGGCACCGGCACACGAAGACAAAAGAACCGGGAUCGGCAAUGUGCAAGAGCGCAUGGAUACCGCCCUACGGGGUGCAUAUCCCGAGCCUUGGCACUAUGCUUUCGAAGAGGAGGAUCGAAGCGAGUACUCUGCCUAUUUCUGGUCGUAUAGACACCAAUGGCUCCCAGCCGAGAUCGAGUUCAGCGAGGCCGAAGGUACUGCCAUGCGAUUCACUUCGUACAUCAAUGGUCUUGAUCAGGACAACAAAACUCUCGACCGACCUCUAGCAGAACUCGUCUCGGCAUGUAUAGCACCGUGGAACGAUUGUCUUAUCGAGGGCCGAGCAGGAUGGGAUGAGGACUGGGACUAUCUACCGGAAAGCCCGGCACUCGGCUGGGCGCCGCCUGGUAAUGUCCGGCCGCAGCGCGGACGCACGCCCUGUCGGAUCAUCACGUAUGGACCUCAAUGGGACAACGAAGCUCCAGAAUGGAUCGCUCUCUUUGAUCAGCACCGCCGGAAAAGGGUCGCCAAGUACAUGGCCCUGAAGGCCGAAAUCGAGAUGAUAAAGUCACAGAAGCCGCCGCGGGAUGCGGACGCCGGCUCCAAGAAGAAGCACAAAUUACGGCUGGCGGUUGCGGAAUGGGCUUUGGCGCAUAACAAGGACCAGGAAGUCGUCGGCCUUGAGCAGCUGCCUGAACCUACUGCCGAGCAAUGGACCAUGGCAAAAGAGUAUCUCGAACGCCCGGAGCCUGGUACGGACGCCCCUGUGGUGCUGCCUGAGAGCUGGGAACGAUCGGCUGGAAUUUUGCUGGGCCGUAAGACGCGCCGCCUGAUUCGGCUUAAGCACCCAGAGCCCGGUACAGCGUUUUCGUACGAGGAAUGGAAGAAUGGCACCCAUGGCGGAAAGGCCAUUGUGGACAUGGUCACUGACAGACCAAUCAGACCUGACAAGCCGCCUGCCAGCACGCCUCAUGAACCCUACACCAUCUCCCUUGAGGACAAGUUUCGAAGCCAGGGCCUUCAGGUGAUCGUCCGUGCUGAUAGCAUCACUUUGGACGCCGGACGCGAGAAAGUGGCGGAAUUUGUGGGGAGCAGCUGGAGUCUGGCCGGCCAACCGAAUGAGCACGUUGUUGCCAUCGCCCUGCUCGCAUACGACGUCGACAACGUCACCGACGUACGUGUCUCCUUUCGACAACAGACUGACAUCAGGGAAAACACGUACAAUUACGGCCAAGGCGGUCUCCACCAGGAGGCUGCGACCUUCAGCGUGUUCAAAAUGCCGGCUCACACGUGGUUCAAAGCUAGUCUUGAAAAAGCUCUGUGCGACAUCUUUGGCUUUGAUGAAGCAGAAAUCGCGGGUCAUACACCCACAUUUCCAAUGGAGAUGCAGGAGCUGGGCAGCGUCGCGUUGGCAAAAGGCCGACUAAUUGCAUUUCCCAACACCAUGGAACACCGCAUAGGGCCGUUCAGCCUUCAGGACGAGAGCAAGAAGGUGGGACACGUCAGGUGGAUCACGCUGAUGUUGGUGGAUCCACAUUACCGGAUUUGUUCCACGAGGAACGUGCCCUCACAGCAGGGUGACUUUAGCAGGGAAGAAGCCGCGGGGUACAAGAGGGACAUGGAAAAGGAGCAUGCUUUGGCGGACUUUGCAAGAUACAGAGAAAUUGGAAAGUUUUUCUUUGCUUGAUGUAUGUGGGAUUCACCGUCUACCCUCACUGAAUUAUCUACAAGAAGAUUCGAGAAAUAGUAAGAUUCUGAGUGAGUCAA